Messenger RNA from Diachasma alloeum, 7016 nucleotides. RefSeq lists its product as uncharacterized. NCBI's taxonomy places the organism in Eukaryota, Metazoa, Arthropoda, Insecta, Hymenoptera, Braconidae. Bases 1 to 2325 code for a protein of 774 amino acids. The transcript is spliced from 10 exons. The record is from RefSeq and is a predicted model, not a curated record.
AUGCCAGUUUUCCCGGGGGUCCUAUUGAGCCCACUGCUGCUACUAAUGAUCGUAGACGGCAGCUGGGCCUUCAAUGCCCGCCAAACAGAAUGCGCAUUUCCAGUGAGAUGGGAGGGCACUUGGUUCCAGAGUGGUGUGAGACAACCAAUUCUCAUAUCCAAGAAUACGCUUUCAAACAAGGGCAAGUGUUUGAGGAACGAGGGCGACAAGUUUCUCGUAGUGGACGAAAAAUCGUGUUACAGAUGUGUUGUCAUACACGAAAAGCACGCCAAUGUUUUGCAGUACAAAGAGACAUUCUGUCAUCCGAGAAACUCCUUAGCACUGCUGUGUUCAUACAUAACCGGUGACGCUUUACUGUACUCAAUGUUUCGUGAAGAAGCAACGGCAGUGCCUUGUCCGUUCCGUGGCCCAAUGACAUUCAUGUAUAAUCGCGGCCACGGCACUUGUUCUAAUCCACUGAGCAAUGUGGACACCUGUACAGACGAUAGUAGAUUACUAUUUAGGUAUCAGGCUUGUCCGGAUGUACCUGCUUCAGAAAGUGCAGUGGAGGAACUGGAGUGCCUGGCAACGUGGAAGGAGGGUAGCAGUCGUUACCUAGUCGGUCGUUUGCAUCAUGGCCACGCAUCAAGUAAUGAGGAGCGUUAUAGGUGCUUCGUUUACGAACGGGCAGGACAAAGUGUAGGAGGUAUGGGCAGAGCUGUUCUCGGAAUGGCGACCAUCGACCACGAGGUUGGGAUGCCACCGAGUGGACCACUACCAGAGGGUACACCCGAAGUUUAUCGAGUCGCCCAGAGUGGUGAUGCUACCUGCAAUGGCCUCUUCAGUCCCAUGGAGGGAUCACGUACAAUGACCUUGACCAAAGCUUCAUCGCCGGGGAAAUGCCGAUUUCCAGGAUGGUUAACUGGUCACAAUAACAAUGGCCUCACGUGGCAUACUCUGGAUCUUACAAGAUCGUACACAUUUCAUCCGAGGAAUGCAAGUUUACAUGUAACAAGGUCGAAUGCCACUAGAUACGACAUGGCAUUCCUAGACUUUCAGGAUAUCAUUGAUGGCCAGGAGGAACAGGAGAUCAAGAUACUCUGUAACAGUAUUAAACAGAUGAAUCCAACGCAAACUACGACGAUGAUUGUUGCACAUUUUACUGUUGGAUGUCGGAGUGGAUUCAUGUGUAUGACCUUCUAUAGACGAGAUGGUCAUGUAGUAGAAGUGCAAACUGGCAGGCAAGUGUCCAGGGUUGAAGACGCCUGCAGUGCGCCGCAUUCUCAAUCUCACAGCAUUCCCUACCUCACAUUAGUCACGAGUUCACCUGAGCCACGCCAGUGCCCUUACCUCGGUAAAUUUACAGUGACUGGUGUAAAUCGAAACCCACGUAACAUCCGUGAAAAUCGUCGCCAGUCAAGUGAUAAGAGCGAUGAAAUGCGGGUUAGACAUUCUGACGAUCGUAGAGGACAUAAAUUUGACUUUGAUGUUGAAAAAAAGAAGGCAAACAAUGAGUAUUUGAUACACGAAAGACCAGGUAGACGAGUAAGAUCAGACAGAAUGAGCCGAGCACACGACCCAAAGGUUGUGAGAAGAACGAGAAGAAAAUCAAGAUCAGAGGUUCUUGAUGGGGUAAAGAGAACUCCGAGAAGCACAAAAAUUGAGGACUUUCACAUUGACGCUGAGGAACUGGGAAAACUCGGUGAGUUUUCGGACUUGGAGGAUGUAUCGAGUAUGGUUCAAGUACAGGAUGAAUACUUUGGUGAUUACGAGAUGGAAAAACCUGAGAAAAGAUCGAAUUAUCUGACUUAUGAGGAUCUUUUGACGUUUAGGAGAGAUGUUGAAAAUGACAAAUAUGCUGAUGAGUUUAGUGAAAAGAGGGAAAAAAGAGAGGAAGAGGAUUCAAGAUGUACGUCGGAGGUGACCACUUUGAAUAUCGGUUGCUCAACAGCUGAUCGCAUGGAGUUUCAAAGUGACUGUGUUGAUGAGAACAACGCUAUUACCGCUUAUUCGUGUCACGGAAGAUGGUUUGAUGCUGAGGGUACGCAAUUUGUGAUAGCAACCCCACUGGCGCGCAGAACCUUAUGGUCAAAUAGUAACAAUGAGCCCCAGGCAUUUCGUAACAGCAGAAGAUUGUGCUUCAUGUAUCGUGAAAGUGGUGGUGUCGUUAGUCUGACUGCAAGUACAAUCGCGUGUCAGAGAGAAAUUCCACCACCUCCACCAAUGUUGGCAUUCAAUGCUACCAGUAUCGGGCAAUGCAUGGAGGACAAUGGCAGUCGCAGUAUUCAACCCUCUCAUUUCCUCGUCAUUAUUUUCAUCUCACUGCUAAUUCAGGUGCUAAGAUGAUUCUGAUAGUCAUCCUGAUAUGGAAUAAUCUUCCCCUAAAUAAAACUAAAAACAAUUCUUUGAAUAAAUUAUGAACAACAUAACAGCAAUGCACUUGCAACAGCAGUGCUGCGAAGUGACUUUUUCUAUCCAAAUUUAAUGAUAAAGUCGCCACAAAUGAAUUAACAACAAAUUUUUUUAUAAUGACGAAAAUUUAAGAAAAGCUUGAAAAAAAAAUUAGUUCAUAUCAAGGCGCGUGACAAAAUCGAAAAAAAUCGUUUAAAAACUGAGAAUGAUUUCCCAUGGAUUGAAUGAAUGAAGGAUAAUGAAACAAGAGCGGAAAAUAUGUGCAGAAAUACGGAAAAAUGUCGUGCGCACAGCUGUUAAUGUUUUAACAGUAGAAUUGUAGAUAAAAAACUAACUCUAAAAGCGAAAGAAAUAAUAAUACUAAUUAAUAAUAAUAAUAAUAAUAAUAAUAAUACUAACAAUGAAGAAUAUAAAACGUGUACAGUAUUAUGUAUGCGUUGAAUUGUAUUUAAGGAGAAUGUGAUUAAAUGCAAUACAACUUCUGAGACGUGAAAAUAAUUCAAUGUGACGAGGACUCUUCUUCAGAAGAAUGGAAAAGGCAAAGAGGAAUGGAAGAAGAUGAGUGGAAGGAAGGAGAAAAGUGGAGUUGGGGAAGAGGGACAAAAAAUAAUUGAAGGAACAAAGUAUUAUUCUGAAGAGAUAAGGUAGCAAAUAAAGUGAGGAUUCUGGGUGAUGAGGGGCACGAAUAUGUAAAUUGCUGUAACUGUGAUCAAUUAUAUUGCGCAAAUGGAAAAAUUAAUAAACAUGUUAACAUCGUUAGAAUUUAUUUCGCCUUAGACAAUUCAAAUUGCUAACAGAAGAAAUAAAAAUUAAAUUUUUUAUAAAAUUUUGAAUCAUUUGAAUAAAAAAACAAAAUUUGAUUUUAUCAAAAUAGUAUUCCUUUCAUUACUCUUCCUUCAUCAUCGGCAUGACUUGAAUGGAAUUAUCGAACAGUUGAACUUCAUUCAAUUUUUACAUUCAUCGAUUUUCAUGUAGUCAAAUAAUUUUUGUUCACUGAUGCAACGAUUUUAAUAAAAUAGACAAGCAAAUAAUGACAGUUUUUUACAUGUAGAAGAAUGGAGCAAUAAUUCAUCAGAAAGUUGUGAUGACAGUGAGCUAACAAAAUGGUUAAAUAUCGAUUUAAUUAAUUUGCGGAGAGGGCAAAAAUGAGAAAACAAGUGUGUAAACGGGAAGGAUUGAGGAGGAUUUGCGAGGAUAUUAUUGUAACUUAUACAGAGUCUAUAUUGUAUUAUUAUCUUGUAUCUUUAUAAUAAGUAGGUGGUAGAAAAUCAAUCUUAACGGAUGUGAAUACUGCUGAGGGUUGUAUAGAAAAAAAAGUCAAGAAAAUCAAGAGUUUUUUAAUGCCAAACAGAGUGAAAACAUUUUUUACCAUUUUAUCCGCAUGAUUCACUGAAUUAUCCUUCUAUAUAAUGAGAAAAUAGUCAGCAGGAAACUCUGGUUGCAAACACUGUGAAUUAUCGAAUUUUUCUUCAAUAUGCCUUAUUACCCCUCUAAAUAUUUGAGCAAAAAACAUCCGCACUCGAGUGAAAAAGUCUCAUAUCUCGACAACUUUUAAACUAAAACCGGCUCGCCUUCAGUGUUUACAAUCGGCAAGCUUCCUAGCAAUUUACCUAUCCAAUACCCCCCUCCCCCGAUCCUUAAACUCAAUAAGCCUCCCCGAAUGUGAUAAUUUCAGUAGCAAAGUGGUUAAACUGAGUCAACUUGAUAUCAAGGUGCAUUCUUGAUAGUUGUCUUGGAAUAUAAUGGAAAUAAAUGAAUUUUAUAGAAACCUUGGUUUUAGAGGGAAUCGGAAGCUAUAAACAAAAUUUGCAGGGCAAAGUGAAGCGUUUGUUAUCCACUCAAAAUCCCAAUAUCUCUAUUUGUAAAAGAUGAUAUCAAGAACUAAAGUAGAUCGCAAACAUUCCACUUCACUCUACUCUCCCGUAUGCAAACUCCGUCAACUCGUCUCAGUUCAAAUUAGGAUAGCGAUUCAAACCAUUACUCCACUCUACUACUGACUCCUAAAAAGCGAAUUUUUUAACGCACAAUUAUCUAACCAUCUCCAUAAACCCUGAGUUAACACAAAAAAUAGGAUUAACGUGUAAUAAAUUGCAUAAUUAGUCAUGUAAUUAGGUAACGAUGUAUAGAACGAGGAAAAAAAUAGAUUUUAAUAUUAAGAAUUUUCUAAAUCAACAGAAACGUAAUAAGCUCAUUGUGACAGCAAUCAGAGGAUUAUUACUUGUGGUCACAAGGAUUUUGAAAAAAUUGUAAAUGAUUCACACCCCUCUCUUCUUUUUCAAGGUAUAAUGAUAGUGAAAUUCUAUUAUCCUCGAUUCACUGCCCCAUGAUAAAAUAACAGAGGGAAAUACCAGAAUCCGAAUCUCCAAUUCAAAUCAACGAUAAUUAGGUAUCCAAAACGUCAACAAACAUCGUUACAAGCAGAUCCCGCUUGCUGUACUAUCCCUUGGGAUUUGGGAAACAUAAUGCAUUCGUUUUAAUGAGAUUGAUGCAAUCAGUGAAUACAUUUAAUUUUGCCAGUCAAUAGCGAACGGUGAAUUUCAGUGGUUUUAACGAUUUUUGGUGAACUCACAGAAUUGUCAUAAGUGGGAUCAGAUUGGUAGUGCAAUUAUUUCGAUGGGUGAUUUAUGAGAGUUUGUAAUCCAGUGUGGAGAGUGAAAUGAGAAGAAUGAGAUGAUUUACUCUUUCACGUAUGGGGUCAAUAUGAUGUAUCGACCUUUGCAAAUGUCAACGUCUACUUUUAAAAUUCAUUAUUUACAAAUCUAUGAAAAAUAUCGUGACCAAACGAACAAAAUUGGAAAUCACAAUACCGUAGCUUCAAUUAGAUUCGAGUCCUAGUCAGCGCACACUAUGCUUGAUAGUGGAAGGACCUAGUUCGUGAGGGACUAAGUGGUGAUGAGUGGAGGGGGCGAUGAAAUUUUCGAUGUGAAUAGAUUAAGAAAAGUUUUCUUCGGGGAUAUAUUUCUUUGAAAGAAUUUAAUUGGAAAAAAAUCCUCUUCGUAUUUCUACAGUGUCAUAUUGAGGUCUGAAACUUCUGUGUUUCCAAUGACGAAAGUUUGAUUUUCCGAAUCCAAAUUUUUGUAUUUGAGAAUUUUUUUAAUCCACUAGAUCAAAAAUCCGGCGCGUUCACAUUGACAUGAAUUCUUCAUGAGAAGAUGAAGGAAUCCUUGAGAAAUGAAUUAUCAAUACGAUAUGGAUACGAAACGAUAUGAAACAAUGUUCAUGAAAUAUGUGAUAUGGAUACGAUAUAGAUACGACAUGAAUAGAGAAAAAUAUGUUUGAAUACAGUGAAAAUGAAUUCUUAUUCUCGCAUCCUUAACGGGAACAUAUUUUGAAGGUAAUAAAUACAGUCAGUGCAAUACAAAUACUCAGCCAUUCCUCAGGACUCAUCUCCACUGUUUUCUAGGUGAACCAUCUAAAUGAGAAGAGUCAAAAAUAUAAGAGAAAGUAUCGAUUUGACGAGAACGGGUCUAGGGUUUUUAAUUCUUUCAAUUCUGUGAUUAUUUCUAUUAUAUAUUAAUAUCUUUAAAACUCACAGUCUUACAGUGACAUGUCAAGAUCAAGCGUUGGAGAUCGUAGAACCUCACACGGAAUGGGUCUGUUAAGAAUUUUGAUUAAGGCUCUUUCUUUAAAGAUAUUUACAAUAUAGUCUGUAAUUCCCUGAAUUCUGCUCUCACCCUGGGUCCUUCACCGACGUUUUACAGAAAUGGUCACUUUUGCACUGUUGAAUUUGAGAAUAAAGAUAGUUUUGCAAACUGCAUGCAUCAUUUUGAUUCAACGGGAACUCAAUUGAAGAAAAACUUGUUAAACUUUUAUCCAUAAAAAUCGAAUCCACAGAUUGAGAAUUUACAAAACCUCACAGUUUGUAAAUAUUAAAUAUGAAACUCGGAUAAUCCAUUUAAGUUAACGAAUGAGAACAUCAUUCAAAUUUCACCUGUCGAAAUGACUGCCUACGUCAUAGAGAAAAUGAUACUCUCUUGCGAAAUUCCCAACAUGAUAAUUUCACUUGAAUAAAAUUGAGAAUUAAAAAUUAUUGUCGUUGACCUCUAUCGAACCAACCCUAGGAAUGUUUCCAAUUUUAAUCAAUUUCCACUCAAAAAUUCAAAUAUAUGUGCAGAGAGGAUCGGAUGGAAAGGAUUCUCGAAACUCAAUGAGAACUGAAUGUGUAAAAAAACUCACUUCAAAUAGUUUUCAGUUUGAAGAAUGAAGAAUAAAAAAAGCAAAAGAUUAUGGAACAUUACUAAACGAGAAACGAAUUAAUUAAUUGAUGAGAAAAAAUUUAUCCGUGAGUUCAUGAACUGCUCAGUCUAUCGCUUUCUCUUCGUUGGAUUAAAUUACAACUAAAGAUGGAGAGGAAGGAAGGAAAAUGUUUUUGAUUGGAACAAAUAAGGAAAGUAAAUGAGAGAAAUUGAUGGAAAAGCAACUCGAAAACUGAAAAUAACUGUAAAGCAGAUCGGAAGGAAAGAAGUGAAGAGGAAAAUCUUGUAAUCUCUUGAAUGAAUGGUCAAAAGCAAUACUUGAUGUGGUUGCAAGCGAGAAUGUUGUUGAACGAAACGAAAAAUGUGGGAGGAAAUAAAAAAAGAGAUGGGAAGAACAAAUAUGAAAGAAAAAUACGUGUGUAAGCUACC